GCUGGACCGCGCACGCUGACGUAACAAGAAGCCUCGCCUACUACCGCAACCUGGAGACAGGCACCACCCAGUGGAAGUUCCCAGGCGACGUCAACAACGAACCAUGCUGCGCUCGGCAGCUAACCGACCAGAACAUCGAGGCCUUCAGCAUCAACAAGGACGGCUGCUUCUACCACAGCGUCAGGCCGAUGUACCCUCCAUCCCUCACCGACCACCCUCCUACACCAACGCACCCAGUGAAACGAGAGCAGGCCGACAAGGUCAACCAGGACUGCGAGCCAUUCCUAAUCUUCGGCAACAACAUGCUCGCG
Molecule: messenger RNA, 311 nt
Organism: Prorocentrum cordatum
Lineage: Eukaryota; Dinophyceae; Prorocentrales; Prorocentraceae
Source: the annotation of a GenBank genome assembly